AAUAUGAAUUAUAGGACCCAAAUAAAUUUCGCUCUGCGAGGACGACGAGGUAAUUUGCGUUGCUUGCCGUGUAUAUGUGCUUUCCGUGGUCUUGUUCAUGAGAGUUGCUUUACUACAUUCAAUGUGUGCUCUGUCAAAUCAGAUCCGAGAUAAGGCUACGUCUCCUAGGAAAGUAGAGAAAAGUGAAUUCGUCUAUCGUCUCAAAUCGUCAGAUGUUUACGCUUAUCGAAAACACUUCUUUACGAGAUCGAGAGCCGACAUGAGUGUGACCACUUCCUCGGAAUUCUUUACUCCUUAAUACGAACUAUCUGCCCGAUCGAACAACUUCGCUCAAGUUCCCGGAUGUCGCGUAUACUCUUCCGCCCCUAUCAGAAAAGUGAUAUUUAGAAGGAAGUACUCACUGUGGUGUUAUUCUACUGCAGUUGAAUAGUAACUACAGCGUUCUGGUCGCACUAAUUCUUGUUAGUUGCAGCAUGCGCAUAGUCAACAUUUUCAAAUCCAUUUGACAGGAUGGAACAUGAGGUAGCAUGACAUGACAUUUUCAAAUAGAGAUAGACUUUCAUGCCUUUAUCUUCUUCGUUUCUACGCUAUCAAUAGGGCGUUCAGUUGUAGUCGGUUUUGUAUAUGUUAUUCGUUAUCGUUUAGUUAGAACCUCCAACUAUUUUCUUUCUCAGCUAUCAAAUAAAACUACCAGCAAAGUAGAUCUAGUAUUUGUUUCCAACAAAAAAAUACAAAUAGAGUAACAAUAAAAAUGGGUGCUCACGACCAAAUUGUAGCGCCCGAGGCCGGCGCUGGUGGCCAUGGGGAGUCAUCCGCAUCUGCCGUUCGGCAAUGUCUUUUUCUCGCAUUUUAUGAGGUUUGUAUUAUCGCUUGUUAUGGGUUGUGGACGACCUACGGCGAAAAAGCCAGCGUUUCUUUUAAGGCUUCCCCUCAUCGUCCAUCUUCCGAAGCAUCCUCAGGAGGCUUUUCAAGGGAAAUAAAAGGCACUUAGGAUGCGUCUCGAGAUGGAUCCACUAGGGUGAGCUCUAACUCUGCUGCAGAUAGCGUGACCGUGCCAGGAAUGUCCCAGUACUAUCCGCUUUACCAGGACGUCCACGUCAUGAUCUUCAUCGGGUUCGGGUUUCUGAUGACGUUUUUGAAGAAGUACGGAUUUUCUUCGGUGGCGUAUAACUUCUGCUUGGCGGCAUUGACGAUUCAAUACGCGAUUCUGAUGGUCGGUCUAGUUCACAGGGUCUUCGAACAAGACUUCAGCCACAAGAUCGACUUGUCUGUCCAAAGCCUCAAUUGGUGGUCAUGAUGUGGUUGGAGAUCAUUUUUUAUGCGGUGAACGAGCAUAUCGGUGCCGUUGAGUGGUCAGCGGUUGACAUGGGAGGAUCGAUGUACGUACACACAUUUGGUGCAUUUUUUGGUCUGGGAGUAAGCUUCAUGUUGGCUCGAAAGCAAUCCUACGCAAACCGACUGUUUCCAGUGCCGACUAGUGAGCCGGCGAAGUUACGUCACCUUGUAGUCGUUCCAGAAUUAGAAUGUUAUAAACGAAUAUAACAAUGAGAAAUAGAUGACCAAAAGAAAAAAACAAUAUAUGAUUAAGUAGAAGAACUACAUCUACAUCGGUAUCGGUAAUCAAUGUAACCAAAGCUGUAAUUCAUCUAGUUCAUUUCUAAGAAACGACCAAAGUAACGAGAUGGAGUUGUUCGGAAGCACCAAAACCUCGGACAUGUUCGCGAUGAUCGGAACGCUUUUCUUGUGGAUGUUCUGGCCCUCUUUCAAUGGCGCUCUUGCAGUCGGCAAUCAACAACAUCGCGUUGUGAUCAACACCGUUCUGUCCUUGACCAACAGCUGCGUGGGUGCGUUCAUUUUCAGCCGUUUGCUUCGACCAGGCCACAAACUCGACAUGGUGGACAUCCAGAAUGCAACGCUAGCUGGUGGUGUCGCAGUUGGGUCCUCUGCAGAUUUGGUCAUUGACCCUUGGAGCGCGUUGAUGAUCGGCUUUCUGGCUGGCGCGGUUUCGGUGUGUGGUUACGUGUACAUCUCUCCCAUGCUUGAACGCAAGCUUGGGUUGCAUGACACCUGUGGUGUGCUAAAUUUGCACGGAAUUCCCGGCAUUAUGGGAGGCCUGGGCGGUGCGAUUUCGGCAGCAACGGCAAGUGAGAGUGUUUACUUAUGGCUUUUCGUGUUUCUUGUAUUGAUGUUCACGUGCUGCUCGGUAACUCGUCAGCCUCUUGGUUGUAGUUCAAGUUCUUCACGUUCUUGGAUGGUAAUAUUUUGAAUAAGUGUAAGUUGUAGGUUUUCAUUUUCUCGACGUGUAGAACGAAUCGAUUCAGAAACAGAAAUAACGCAACUGACCUCACUCCGUUCUAAUCAUUGGCGACAAACUGCAUGACAUUUUUUCUGCAAUGAAGGACGACGACCGUACUGCGGCAGGCCAGGGAGCUUACCAAGCUGCAGCAUUGGCUCUUACUCUCGCGAUCAGCAUCAGCAGUGGAUGCUUCACUGGCGCGAUUUUAGGACAGAUGAAGGCACCGCCUACUUUUGCGGAGGAUAAGCCAGCUUGGCACAUCGAAGAGGACGAAAUGGACCAUGUGGCAUAAGAGGAAAGCAAACGAUAUAGAACUGACGAAAUCAUUAUAAUGGAGUGGUAGAACUUGAACUUCAACUUGAACAACUAGAAAUAGAACAAGAACACGAGUACGAAACUUCAUGCUCAUGCUGUAGCACCAAAAAAACCAUUAGAAUUCUGAGAAGAUUCAUGCUGUCUGUUGCUGCUGUGGCUGGGUCAUGGAAACAAACAUCAGAAUUAUUAUGUACUUGUACUUUCAUGAAGAUAACAUGUUGAUGUUGAUAAUCUUUUGAGCAAUAUUUAUAUUUUUAUUUCAAUUAAUCUUUCAUUAAGUAACACAUAUAGCCCAGCCCUGAAGCACUGCUUCGUGGGCUUAUGACAAUUUGACUUUUUUCGAUUCCGUUUUUUUAGAGAUAUCUGAAGUUUGAUUCUGUCACUUUUUUGAUUGGAUAGUUCGGUGGGGCUCCCCAUAGAAAUGCAUCGCAUGAUGCAGCAAGUUAGUAACUACUUAGUUUUAGUACUUCUCUAGUUCUGGAACACCAAGUGCAAGAACAUGGAUUGUAACUACUUACAUCAUGUUCUCGUAAAAAAUAACGUCGAUAUCAGUUGUCAUCAGAAGUCGUUGACGUUCCUGUAAAUGUAAUGUUUGUAGUCCGUGUAAAAAUGUUUUAAUCGAUGACUUAUGUAGUUUGUUGUCGAAUCUUCAUCUUCUCUUUCAUCGUGUCGAAAAUGAAAAGGCUAAUAGAGCGAUAGUAAAUAAAAUUAGAAGAAGACGGAUCGUCGAUUACGAAGUCGCAUUUCUUCUUCAAGUGUCGCGAAGGAAACGUGUAGAAAAGGCUCUAGGUAUUCAUAGUCAGAGAUAAGAAGUUAAAGAGAUUGGAGUAUGAUGUCAGAGUGAUAGUCAGGUAGAUCAUUCCAUGAUAUCAUGCAUUAUUUUCUUCGAGACAGAAUCUCAAUGUUUUCCUAGAAAGUUCCAUGCUGUCUAGCUUUAGCAUGAACAGAAAAUUAGCAUCAUCUCGUCGCUAAGAUUUCAAAAUUAUAUCUCAAAAGCAUCGUUGUAUGGUGCUCCUGCCGAUACGUUAGCUUCACCUCCUCGCUUUUGCACAGUAACACCUGACUAUAUUACGCAACCUUUGUAGGACGAGAGGUGCGGCUGUCGCAGCUGCGGGGAUGUCGGUGCAGUAAUAUAAGGAGGUAACCGGACUCCACCUGCCGCCGGUUUGCGAACUGGAUAAAACUGGGAUCACCCUUCCGGCGUUCUUGGACUACAAAAAAAAAAAAAAACGGUGUCCUGUGGAGGCAACCUGAUUGAUUGACUGAGACGAGGCUGCUGAGCUUCAUCCAAGAUAUUGGUACUAGGCAUAACUUUCUGUAAGCCUAAGCAGUAACAGCAUAAUGCUCAGCGGAUGAAGAAAGUAGGCAUAGCAACCGCACCAUGCUUGCUUUUUAAACUCUCUAUCUUCUUCUUCUUCACCAUUUCUAAAAAAUUUUAAGCAAGAAAUGAAAAUGAAGUAAUAAGACCAACUACAGCACGUGGUUGAUGGGGAUGGAAUUGCACAUUUUCCGUUGCACAGUCACUGCCACAGAAUAUCUAAAGCAUUUUUGCUGAGCUUGUAAUCUGGAAAAGUGACAUUCAUUCUUAGAACAGCAUAGACCUUAUUUGAGUCGUUAUCUGGGACCGUCAUUUUCUAUGGACCAUGCGGUGAUGGUUUCUUACGUAAGAAACGUUGUCAGAAGCAGACGAUCACGAAAGAAUAUGGGCACCAUCUUCAAGAAGGGUCGUCUUCAAAUUGAUGCUGACGCAAAAAAUGACUGAAGAAGUUCAAGAGCAAAUAAACUGUGGACACAGGAGUAUGGCUAUGCUGAGCCUCCUUUAUGAACAUCUUGUACCUUUUGUGAUUUAUUUUCAUGCUUGAAAUUCAACAAGUAGAACUUCUCCCAACAAGUGGGCACUACGAC
Amoebophrya sp. A25 is the source of this 4516-nucleotide messenger RNA. NCBI's taxonomy places the organism in Eukaryota, Dinophyceae, Syndiniales, Amoebophryaceae. The record is from the annotation of a GenBank genome assembly.